Callithrix jacchus (white-tufted-ear marmoset) is the source of this 812-nucleotide messenger RNA. RefSeq names its product replication protein A3 (gene RPA3). Gene Ontology annotation, cellular component: site of double-strand break; nucleus; DNA replication factor A complex. Lineage: Eukaryota; Metazoa; Chordata; Mammalia; Primates; Cebidae. The record is from RefSeq and is a predicted model, not a curated record. Gene Ontology annotation, molecular function: damaged DNA binding; single-stranded DNA binding. Gene Ontology annotation, biological process: DNA replication; mismatch repair; nucleotide-excision repair.
CGACGGCGACGUAAGUUUCCGCGCAUUUAAUUGGCGAAGCUGGAGCGCUAGUCUUCGCUGAUUAGUACAGAGAAAUCUGCCCCAUAGACACCCGCGGGGCUCACAGUUUUAGUUAGUCUUCCGUGGGUUUCCCGCCAGCCGCAGUCUUGGACCAUAUAAUCAUGGUGGAUAUGAUGGAGUUGCCCAGGGCGCGCAUGAACGUCAGCAUGCUAACUCAGUUCAUCGACAAGCCUGUCUGCUUCGUAGGGAGGCUGGAAAAGAUUCAUCCCACCGGAAAAAUGUUUAUUCUUUCAGAUGGAGAAGGAAAAAAUGUAACCAUCGAGUUGAUGGAACCUCUUGAUGAAGAAAUAUCUGGAAUUAUAGAAGUGGUUGGAAAAGUAACCGCUAAGGCAACCAUCAUGUGUACAUCUUUUGUCCAGUUUAAAGAAGAUAACCAUCCUUUUGAUCUUGGACUUUACAAUGAAGCUGUGAAAAUUAUCCAUGAGUUCCCUCAGUUUUAUCCUUUAGGGAUUGUGCAACAUGACUGAUCCUGAUGGAUUUUCAUAUCAUUGCAAAUGAGCUCUAUUAAAGACUCUUAAAGGAGGCCCCUCUUGUUUGAGCGAGAGAUGCCUGUGCUUUCUCAUAUUUAAUUUGCUCUUUUUAAGAUAUUCCAACCUAGAGUUUUUGAUGGAACUGAUAUAUUGACAAUUCUCAUCUAAGUCCUUUUAUAAAGAAUUGCUACUCCAGUACAUGGUCAGAUUAGAUGCAAGAAUAAAGCAGUUGUCUGAGUUUAGGUUUCUAUUUUAUUAAUAAAAACUAAAAUGGUACAUAUA